ACGGUCACGAUUCGUUUUCAUCCAUGGCGGACACGUUGCAUGGGGUCGAGGCGCGUGCCGCUGCUAACGGCGCCUUGACCAGCGAAGGGACGCAGUGCGCUGCUGAUAAACCCAGAGGAGGCGAAUACUUCGGCUUUCCCGAGGGAAAAGUCAACGGAGGAGAGAAUCUGAGAGAGGCUGACCGAGUCAGCGACGAAGGCUUCGCGAGGAAGAAAAGGAGAAGCGGAGGGAAGUCAGUACGCGCCGAGCGCUUCGAGCGCUUCGAUCCCUCUACGCCACGUGUCACGCGCAAGGGUCGACGACGGGGUACGAAGAAAGAUGGUUUGGCGGGAUUUGGCGGUUUUGUGAGGGAAACGAUUUGUUGCAGCGGGCGGAACAAGACCAUCGAGGAUGGAGGGGAAGGGAGGAGGAGGAGCGGGCCCUUGGCAGGAGUAGAGCAACGGAGGAGGAGCAGGUCUUGGGCAAGAGCAGAACAAGAGAAAGAGGUGGUGUAUACGAGCAUCAGGGAGAUGGCCGGACCAGGAGUAAGAGAAGAAGAAGAAGAAGAAGAAGAGGUUCACGUCACAGAGGAGGAGGAGGUGCUUGCCCAUGACAAGAAGCCUGUGGAAGAGCGUCUUCUCUAUCCGACUAAAUUCUCGAUAACCGACGAGGAGCUUGCCCUUGCCAAGUUGGCCGUGGAGGAGCGUCUGUUUUAUAGCAAUAGCAAUAGCGAGUUCUCGAGCAGGGAGGAUAGAAUUUGGAUUGACGUCCCGAUUAUGGAGAAGGCUGUCAAAUUGGAACAGAAGAAGUUGUUCUUACCAGAAGAAAAAGAAGAAGAAGAAGAAGAAGAGGUUCACGUCACGGAGGAGGAGGAGGAGCUCGCCCAUGUCAAGAAGCCUGUGGAAGAGCGUCUUCUCUAUCCGACUAAAUUCUCGAUAAGCGAGGAGGAGCUUGCCUUUGCAAAGAUGGCCGUGGAGGAGCGUCUGUUUUAUAGCAAUAGCCAUAGCAAGUUCUCGAGCAGGGAGGAUAGAAUUUGGAUUGACGUCCCGAUUAUGGAGAAGGCUAUCAAGUUGGAAGAGAGGAAGCUGUUCUUACCAGUCCCGCCUUAUGUGGGGGGGGGGGRGGGGGCCGCGGUAAUGGCGGCGGAAGCACGGCGGCUUCGCGUACAAGCGCUCGAGGACGAGAUCGACAUAAGAGUGGAAACGUACAAGGCGGCGGAGCGGGCGAUGGCGGAGGCAAGGAUGGUGUUAUCGCAGGUGUCAGCCAUAGCUGAGGACUGUUUGGUGGACAUCGAAGCGCUGAGCUUGUACCGGGUAGCAGAGGCGACACGGCAAGCACUCAUCGACGCGGCGGAGAGGGAGAAGACGGCGAAGGUUAAGGCAGCGAGAGAGAAGGCGGAGAUGGAGAUCAUUGAAGCGGAAGCGCUCAGGGAGAAGCGGAUAGCUAUGGCGGUCGCCGCUGCGGCGGACAUCUUGAGCAGGGCGGAGGAUAUGGCGGACUAUGAUUUUGAGUUUGAGGUCAGGGAAGUCCGCUCCGUCCGUUCCAUGUCUCUGAAUGAGGAAACGUCGUGAGAGAUGGGGAGGAACUCUGUGGAAAACGAGACGUGAGGAAUCUGAACGAAGGACUGUGUCACAAGCACUGGCAGAGGUU
This is a messenger RNA of Chara braunii, 1629 nucleotides long. NCBI's taxonomy places the organism in Eukaryota, Viridiplantae, Streptophyta, Charophyceae, Charales, Characeae. The record is from the annotation of a GenBank genome assembly.